ACAUUCAUGGCCAUGCAACAGAGAAGCUUAUCCUAACUUGUGGUUCCUGUAAUUCCCUGUUUUCUCUCUCUAAAUAAUCAGAGAACACAAUUUGACUCUUCCUCGGUCUCCAAAAAUCAAUGAAUGCACAAGUACAGGCCCUCUUCAGAAUCAGAUAACACAAUUCCACUUUGCCUCUCUCUCUCUAAAAAUCCAGUAAUGCACAAUUACAGGCCCUCGUCAGUCUCUAAACUGUCUUCUAUCUCUAAGUGAGUGUUUAGCGACUAAUCAUCUCUACCCAACAUGGAGAAAUGGGUCUAUGAGAUGCCAGGUAAAUCGCAGGGCAAGCCCCUUUCUCUGUCUAAGCUCUCUUCUCUCUCUAAGCGGGCUUUUAGCGAUUGAUCAACUCCACCCAACAUGGAGAAAUGGGGUGUUGCAGAGAACCUCCUCUGUGGGCAUAGCACAUCGAGAAUCUCUCUAGAAACCGGGACUUUCAGCGUAACUUCUUCGCCAAAUUUCUCUUACAGAAAUACAGACGUAAAUGUGGUUCCUCAGAAUCCAUUAGGCCCUGCUUUUGACUUCGAUGAUGUUUUUGGUGGUCCUCCAAGAAGUUCUUCAAUCUCAGAAUCAAGAUACAGUUUUAAUGGAGCUUUUGAGGGAAAGCCCAGUGCGUAUAAAGAAGAAAUACUGCCUUCUAAGAGAAACCCAUCCUUUGGGAUGAGAGAGCAACCAGUUUUUGGUGAGAAUUCUCGGGUUCAUAGGAGACUUUUGGGUGAGGAUUUCUUUGAUGACAUUUUUAAUGGGGGGAGUUCAUCGGAGAGAAAUUCUCUCUCUUCGCCAUCGACGACUCCUCGGUUUCUUGCUCCAGGACUCCUCAAUGGUGAAGCAUUGAGCCCAGGGCCUUCCUUGCCUCCCAACUUCAGCCUAUCUAGCAAAUUGGGGAAGGGGAUAGACCCUCCAGCAUUCAGUUCCCCCACUCGUCGUAGUCCUCUGAUGCGCAGAGCUACUUUUGGAUCUCCAUCAGCUUCACCUGGUUUUUUCCUGUCUAGCCCAAGAGAGCAACCUGAAAUCCAUGGUUUUAAGUCCAAAAUUGGAACCCAAUUGGCUCAGCGACAAGAUGAUCCGACAAUGGAAUCUCUCUUUAAGUCCAAAAUUGGAACCCAAUUGGUGCAGCGACAAGAUGAUCCGACAAUGGAAUCUCGCCUUCGCACACAUCGCCAAACUCCUGUGUCCAUCCAAAUUCCUUUCUCUUCAUAUGAGCCAACAAAGCCCUCAGAUACCCUUUCAAAAGACUCUCCUGAGGUUUCUCAGAGUGAAAAUCAGUUCCAUUUCUCCAUACACAAAUGGGCAGGCAAAGCAGUAGGAUAUUUGAUCCCUGUGAAAAAAGAUAAUUUGAAAAAACAAGAAGAAGAACCUAAAAUUAAUGAGUUGAGUGAGGUCUAUGCCCUUCCGACCAUUAAAUAUUUGUCGACAAUUCCUUGCUCUUCAGACGAUCAUCUUGAAAACCAACAUAUUGAAUCUGUCCAAGAUAGACCAGCUACUCGAAACGAUCACAUUAAGAAGCUAGAUCACAUCUCUAGCAAUGAGUCAUCAAUACAUAAAGGGGCAGAUAAAGAAGAGCUACUCAAGGAACCACGGGAACCCACACACAAACCCCUUCACCAUUUUCUCCACGACGAUAAUGAAGAACGAGCAACAGUGAAGGAUAAGUUGGUUGAACAGGGCGGCAAGAAAGAAGGUUCUUUACAAGGCAAUGUGCCAUCAGAAAAUGCCAAUGAUAGUAUACAACAAAAGGAAAUUAUUGGUGAAACUCUAUCUAAACAGGUGAAAGCAACUAGGCCAAGCUUGGCUAAUUCAGAAUCCAAGAUGCGUGGCAACAGAGUCAAGGGCAAAGUCAAGGAAUUCAUUAACAUUUUUAAUCAGGAUCCUAAACCCAUGAGUAAAACUGAAGGCAACGACCAAGUUUCUGGUGUAAAAGACCGGGUUUCUCACAAAGGGGAUGCCCAAGAAGCCAUAUCUUCAGAUUUUUCUGAUAAUCAAGUGAAGAUGGCUAAUGGAACCAUUAUUGCAGAUUUGCCAGAGAUUCCCAUUGUGGUAGAUCGUAUCCAAAAUCAGAGAGAAAACUCCUCUGUUGAUGAACCAUUCAGUGUCCAUGAAGUUCAUGAUUUAUCUUGGAAUGACACAGAAGUUCCCUCUGGAACCGUGAACCACUCUAUGGAUGGCCUUGAUCGUAGAAAAGAAUCCUAUGGUAAAGAUACCCAAGAAAACUUUCGGGUAGAGUAUGCUUUGGAGAAACAUAAACAUCAGAUGGCAAAAAUUCAACCAGAAGAGGAAUUUCAAGAAUCAGAUACUAAGCUACGUAAUUGGUCCAGAGGAAAAGAAGGAAACAUCCGCUCCUUGCUCUCAACUCUACAAUAUGUUCUUUGGCCUGGAAGUGGAUGGAGGCCGGUUCCUCUAGUUGAUAUAAUAGAAGGGUCUGCGGUGAAGAGAGCGUAUCAAAGAGCAUUGUUGUGCCUACACCCUGACAAACUGCAACAGAGGGGUGUCACAGUGCAUCAAAAAUACAUUGCAGAAAAGGUCUUUGACAUUUUGCAGGAGGCAUGGACACAUUUCAACAAUUCGAUUGGUUCUUUUUGAGUUGGCAUUCAAAAUUUGAAACCAUGGGCCAGUUCCAGCUAUCGAGAUCAAGUAAAUCCUUCUACAUGUUUGGGCAAAUCCAUUAGGAAAACUCACUGUAAAUUCCCUUAUGUACACCAAUUACAUGUAUUUUUUCUAAAACAUAAUGGACAAUAUAGUGCAAUGCACUUCUGCCAGUGCGAAGUAUAUAUGAAAGCAUUUUAUUAUACAAUAUUAUAUUAUAACUAUUGA
Molecule: messenger RNA, 2847 nt
Organism: Amborella trichopoda
Lineage: Eukaryota; Viridiplantae; Streptophyta; Magnoliopsida; Amborellales; Amborellaceae
Gene: JAC1
Product: J-domain protein required for chloroplast accumulation response 1
Biological process (GO): clathrin coat disassembly; clathrin-dependent endocytosis
Cellular component (GO): cytoplasm; intracellular membrane-bounded organelle; vesicle
Molecular function (GO): clathrin binding
Source: RefSeq, a predicted model, not a curated record